AUGAAUUUAUAGACAAUUAAACUUUAUUUCGAUAAAAGAAAAAUAAUAUAUAUUUGUAUUAAUGAAUUCCAGUCAAAAGUAUUAUUUAUAUUUAUUAUUAAAAUAGAUGAAACAUCAUUAUGAAAGUGAUGAAGAUGAUGAAGAGUUGAAGGUAAUGGAUCUGGUUCAUUUUAGGUUGGAGAUGUAAUAUAAGGAAGAUUCAGUAUAAGUUAGAAAAUUGGAGAGGGUUCUUUCGGGUAGGUUUAUAAAGUGAUAGAUCAGAAAAGUGGGGAUUAAGUGAUGGCAAUGAAAGUAGAAAUAGAGGAAGAGGAUUAUAGUAUGUUAGAGAAGGAAAUUAAAGUAUUGAUAGAGAUGAGGUAGAUAAUAAGAUGAUAAUUAUUAGAAAAAAAACUGGAUUCCCUUAAAUAAAGUUUUAUGGAUAAGAAAAGAGAUUUACAUAUUGUAUAAUGACAAUGUUAGGAAAGAAUUUAGAAUCUGUAGUGAGAAAGUGUGGAGGCAAUUUUGAUUUGGGGACAUCUUUAAAGAUCGCAAUUCAAGUAAGUCAUUGAUACAAUAUAUAGUGAAUAGAUGAUAGAUAGAAUCGAAACCCUCCAUAAUUGUCGUUUCUUGCAUAGAGAUAUUAAACCUGAUAAUUUUGUACUUGAAGCAGGUCCAUCACCUAAAUUGAUUUAUUUGAUUGAUUUUGGACUUUCAAAACAUUAUAUUGUAAUUGAAUGUAAUUAAUAUAGAACUCAAAAGGGGAUCAUAUUCAAUAUAUUAAGAAAGCAGGUUUAAUUGGAACUGCCAGAUAUGCUAGUAUUAGUGCUCAUGAUGAAAUGGAAUAAGGAAGAAAGGAUGAUUUAGAAAGUAUUGGUUAUGUGUUGAUUUAUUUGGCAAGUGGUACAUUACCAUGGAUGAAUUUGCAGAUUGAAUAGAAAGAUUUAAAAUAUGCUAAAAUUCAUCAUAUGAAGAAAACAAUUAAACCUGAUGUUUUGUGUGCAAAAUUGCCUAGAGUAUUUAUUUUAAUUUAUAUAAUAAAAUAGUGUUUCACAAAGUUUAUGUAAGAUGUAAGAGGAUAUGAUUUUAAAUAAUAACCCAAUUAUUAACUAUUAAAGAGUUAUUUCUCAGAAGAAUUAGAAUAAAUUUAAAAAGAACGAAAAGGAUAAUUUUAGUAUGAUUGGGAAAAACUACCUGAGUAUUAAUAAAAGAAAAAGCAUCUUACAGUUCAUAUUAUGUAAUAAAGUAGUAAAGAGGAAAAAGUUAAUAUAGUCAAAUAGAAAGAACCUCCAAAAGUAAUUCCUUAAACUUUCGAAUAAAUUAUGCAAGAUACUAAGAAAAAGAAAAGCACUAAAAAAACAACUAGUCAUAAGACAAAAAAGAAAGAUCCAAUUAUGAUAAAUAUAGCAGAACCAGAGAGUCCUGCUUAAAUGCCAUCUUUUGGAUUAUUAAAUCUUAAGCCAUAUCAAUAAUAAAAUUCAUUUUUACAAAUACCUUAAUUAAACUCAAGUGGAUUAAUAGAUUAUUUACCUUCUUUGAAUCCCUCAGUAGCAACAUCUAAAAUGAAUAACUAUCAUCAAAGUGAAGAUGUUGUUAGUGAGGGUAGAUUGCCUAUUUGGGAAUUAGGAGAUGGUUAAAUUCCAGGAUUUUAAAAAAUGAUUGGUUAUGUAACAAAAGGAAUAAAGAAACCAAAUGCUGAUUUUUAAAGAAAAACUAGAAAAGCACAUACAUGUAUAUAUAUAAUCAAUAUAUUUAGAAAUUGAUACUAUUAAAAAGAUGUCGUAAAAUUUAGUUCAACCUAAAACAAUUAAAGGAGAUGAUGAAGGAAUUCCUGAAGGAUUGGAUUGA
Molecule: messenger RNA, 1824 nt
Organism: Paramecium primaurelia
Lineage: Eukaryota; Ciliophora; Oligohymenophorea; Peniculida; Parameciidae
Source: the annotation of a GenBank genome assembly